Messenger RNA from Haliotis rufescens (red abalone), 2461 nucleotides. RefSeq names its product regucalcin-like. Bases 189 to 1094 code for a protein of 301 amino acids. The record is from RefSeq and is a predicted model, not a curated record. The transcript is spliced from 6 exons. NCBI's taxonomy places the organism in Eukaryota, Metazoa, Mollusca, Gastropoda, Lepetellida, Haliotidae. Gene Ontology annotation, biological process: L-ascorbic acid biosynthetic process. Gene Ontology annotation, molecular function: gluconolactonase activity; calcium ion binding; enzyme regulator activity.
GAUACGUGAAUACGUCUCUGUUUAUAUGGCUGGUGUGUACUGUCCAUGCCUUCGUGGUGUGACAGGUUAAAUGAUAUGCCGGAUAGAUACUUAUAUCAAAUAUAGCUGGUAACUGACAUUCGCCGCACAACCUUCAUCGUCUCAAGUUUAAGGAAUAUCACAUAUUGAGCGUCAGAAGCCGAUCAACGAUGUCGUACAAGGUGGAGACUGUGUUGAAGAAUGUGGCGACCACGGUUGGGGAGGGGCCUCACUGGGACGACGCCACCCAGACGUUAUUGUUCAUCGACAUCAACAACGGCAAGAUCUUCAGAUACAACCCCGCCACCGGCACCAACGACAUGAUCCAGCUCAAUGGAGCUGUAGGGUUUGUCGUGCCCCGCAGUAAAGGGGGUCUGGUGGUGGGACUGGAUCUCACCAUAUCAGCUGUUGACUGGAACACCAAGACCGUCACCAAGCUGGCGGAAGUGGACCCCGGAAGCAACAACAGGAUGAAUGAUGGGAAAUGUGAUCCUAAAGGACGCGUGUGGGGAGGUACAAUGAGCAAAACUUUUGCACCUGACCAGGGCAACCUGUACUGUCUGGACAUCGACGGCACGCUGACCAAGAAGGUUGAGCGCGUGACGAUCUCCAACGGCCUGGCGUGGUCUCCGGACAACACCACCAUGUACUACAUCGACACGACGCCACAUAAAGUGUACGCAUACGACUACGACAUCAACACUGGAAAUAUAUCCAAUCGGAGGGUGGCUGUAGACUUUGACGCCGUGCCGGAGUUUAAAGGCAACGUCCCCGGCCCUGAUGGCAUGACUAUUGACACGGACGGCAAUCUGUGGGUGGCUUGCUUCGGGGGUGGAAUGGUGGCCAAAUUUGAUCCCAAAACAGGGGCAGCGCUCCAACAGGUUUCCCUGCCUAACGCUACCAAGAUCACGUCCGUGGCGUGGGGAGGGAAGAACCUAGAUGAGUUGUACGUGACCAGCUUGAGAGAAGGAAUCCCAGACAGCGAAUUCCAGACAACAGAAUCGCUGGCAGGGUCGUUGUUCAGAGUUACUGGACUUAAUGCAAAAGGCAGCCCAGCUAAUAUCUACCAGGGAUGAGGGUAGCGAGCGACAGGGACAGAAAUCAAUGAGAGACAAGCAAACUCUCAAUAUUUCCGUUUCCAAUCUGUUUCGAUUGUCCAUUGAGUAGAUGUGUUACCAACAUAUAUUCUUUGCUCAGACAAUAAGAACUCAUUUAUCUGCGUUUCCACUACACGUGUACCUCCCUUGUCAACACCGGCACCUGAUAGAGUAUACCCCUGUGACUGGCUUAUCGCGAAUUAACACUACGGACAGUUAGGUUUAUCAGAGACAGAUAACUCUGAAUCAAGUCAAGGUAAUCUCGCAACUGACAAACUGAACAAUGAAAUAAUUUUUGACUUGUUGAUAUAGGAGAGGGAAGUAUUUGAUCCGAGUAAUGAAACCAAGUAACAUAAAUAUUCUGAUAUAUCAUGGUCUCGCGCGCAUUCUAUUGUAUACUAUUAUUUCUACUAUUUUACCAUAAACAGUCGAAUGAUAUUACUGUAUUUAAAGAAAUAAAAUGGUAGAGAAGUGCAGCCAAAUGUGAUAUAUAUACCUUCUGAAGUAGUAUGGCCUUGCGUUCCAUAGUUAUCUGACACUGGGUGUGUUAUCUCAUUUGGACUAAAGGUUAAUUUUAUAACGCCCAGGAAAAUAGGAGGUAAUCAGCUCUUCUAAAUGAAUGACUAACCCUAUCAAACCUUGACCUAUAGCGGAUCAGUCCACUAGAAGCUUGAAACCGUCCUGUAAUCCAUACGCUGAACAAACGUCAACCGUAUAGAAGGUGAAAGCAUGGUUACUAUCCUACUCAACCAAUGAGAGGGAUAGUUUUUUUAUCUGUCCGUGAUGCAAACAAAACUGAUACUUAUAAUUUGACAGGUGUUUAUUCAAAUAUUGUACAUAUAUUGUACAUCUCAUUGAAGUGACGUCAUCACGUUAUAUUGUACAUCUCAUUGGAGUGACGUCAUCACGUCAUAUUGUACAUCUCAUUGAAGUGACGUCAUCACUUUAUAUUGUACAUCUCAUUGAAGUGACGUCAUCACUUUAUAUUGUGCAUCUCAUUGAAGUGACGUCAUCACGUUAAAAUGUACAUCUCAUUGAAGUGACGUCAUCACGUUAUAUUGUACAUCUCAUUGAAGUGACGUCAUCACUUUAUAUUGUGCAUCUCAUUGAAGUGACGUCAUCACGUUAAAAUGUACAUCUCAUUGAAGUGACGUCAUCACGUUAUAUUGUACAUCUCAUUGAAGUGACGUCAUCACGUUAUAUUUUACAUCUCAUUGAAGUGACGUCAUCAUGUUAUAUUGAACAUCUCAUUUUGCACACCUCCUUGACUUCAUCCACUACAGUUUGGGAACAUGUUUUGUGCACAUGUUGGUAUAUACUGUUUCAUAUAAAAUAUGUCAUUGUCA